Messenger RNA from Corylus avellana, 881 nucleotides. RefSeq names its product 4/1 protein short form protein. Lineage: Eukaryota; Viridiplantae; Streptophyta; Magnoliopsida; Fagales; Betulaceae. The record is from RefSeq and is a predicted model, not a curated record.
AUGGCGGCAACGAGUGACGAAGAAAUGAACUCUCUGCUCUCCAAUUUCGAUAACAUCUUCGAGGAUUUCAAGAGUGGCAUUGCAGAGAUCCAGUCGCUGAAAUCGAACUGUAACGCUGAGUUGAAGAGGCGAGAAGCCCUAGAAAUCACUUGUAACAGUCUCAAGCGAGAGAAUGAGCGGCUGACCAAAGUGUACACAGAAUCUCUAAAUAAUCUUGCUGAGCAGCUUGAACGCCGUAGCAGAUGCCAGAGCCUGAAAGAAGAACUUAAGAGAGUGAGUGAUGAACUUCUCCAUCAAGAAGAUGAACAUAGGAAGGCCAUAGAUUUGUUUAAGCAAGAUUAUGUGACAAAGGUUGGACAUUUAGAGUCACAAGUCAGGGGCCUAAUGCUUGAAAAAGCAACAAAUGAAGCAACCAUAAAUCUCCUCCGCCAAGAUUUAGUAGCGCAUAAAAGUCAUAUGCAGACUCUUGCAAAGAGGUUUGACCGUGUCCAUUUUGAUGUGGAGUCCAAAUAUAAUCUCGAGAUUCAGGAUCUGAAGGACUGUCUGCUGAUUGAGCAGGAAGAGAAAAAUGAGUUGAGUAAGAAACUCCAAGAACUGGAGAAGGAAUUGCUGAUUAGCAGAACAAAACAGGUUGAACAGCAAAGGGAUAUGGUUUCAAGUCGGUUUGUUGAAACACUGAAAAUGAAGAUCAUGAAACUAAGAAAGGAGAACGAGAUUCUUAAGAGGAAGCCCCCUUGCACAGAAGAUCAGGGCCAGAGAGAUGAUAUCUGAAGUUGUUUGGCACGAUUCAGAUUAGACCAGCCUGUGAAGAAGCUUAAUCAAGCAAGUAUAUAUGAAAUUUUACAAUCUAGCCUAGCUUUUCAAUCAGAUAAUGUAGAUCU